Hevea brasiliensis (rubber tree) is the source of this 2000-nucleotide messenger RNA. RefSeq lists its product as uncharacterized. NCBI's taxonomy places the organism in Eukaryota, Viridiplantae, Streptophyta, Magnoliopsida, Malpighiales, Euphorbiaceae. Gene Ontology annotation, molecular function: protein binding. The transcript is spliced from 5 exons. The coding region runs from base 334 to 1743 and encodes 469 amino acids. The record is from RefSeq and is a predicted model, not a curated record. Gene Ontology annotation, cellular component: cytoplasm; Cul4-RING E3 ubiquitin ligase complex.
AUAAAUGUACCGAAGAAAUAUUGAAAAAAAAAAAAAUAGAUAGCCGCCUCCUUAUCCAAACUCUCCCUCCCCUCUCUUUUUCUAUUUUUUUUUUUAUUUUUCAUGAGUGGCUUUUUUUUUUUUUUAAUAAUCUCUAAAUAUCAAAAUUUAACGUGAUUCUCUCAAAUUAAAUAUUUUAUCAACGUGAUGAAUGUUAAAGGAAGUCUGCUUAUGUUAGUCCAAUUCUCCUGUUUCCCUCUUUUUCCAAAGGAGCCAAAGGCCAGACUUCUCUGCACAGUUCGACAGAAAAAACAGUAGUAGAAGAGCAGCCGGAAAUUUACGGAACUCUGCUAGAUGGAAGUUCCAAAGAGAACUAGAUAUGGCUUCUCUGAGAUUUGUAAGAGAGAAUUGGGAUUGUCUCAGACUUUCACUCGUCGAUUCUCUGCUUCUGAGGUAGUUGUGAAGCAAAUCGAUCUUUAUGGGGAGCUAAUUGGUCAUGAGGGUUGUGUAAAUGCAGUAGAAUUUAACUCUACUGGCGAUCUUCUCGUGUCAGGUUCCGAUGACACACAGGUUAUGUUUUGGGAUUGGGCAACUAAAAGUAGAAAGCUUUCAUUUCCUUCUGGCCACUCUGACAACAUAUUUCAGACCCGUAUCAUGCCAUUCACUGAUGAUCGGAGAAUAGUUACUUCCUCAGCUGAUGGCCAGGUCAGGCUUGCCCAGGUCUUGGAGAAUGGCCAAGUUGAUACAACAGAGUUGGGGAAGCAUCAAGGGCACAUUUACAAGCUUGCCGUGGAGCCUGGAAGUCCCCAUAUAUUUUAUAGCUGUGGUGAAGAUGGUUUUGUGCAACAUUUCGAUCUGCGCAGUGGGUCUGCUACAACGCUUUUUUAUUGCUCCUCAUUCUCAGAAAAUAGCAAACGGCCUUCUAAUAGUAUAAGAUUGAACGCCAUUGUAAUUGACCCAAGAAAUCCAAAUUACUUUGCUGUAGGAGGUUCCGAUGAAUUUGCACAUGUCUAUGACAUAAGAAAAUGCAAAUCAGAUGCAUCAAUUGAUUCAGAUACACCUGUAAACACAUUCUGCCCUCAUCACCUGAUAGGGUCUAAAAAUGUGCAUAUUACAGGAUUGGCUUACUCUAACACUAGUGAAUUGCUCGUCUCUUACAAUGAUGAACUUAUUUAUCUGUUUCAGAAGAACAUGGGAAUGGGACCUUACCCAUUGUCUAUAAGCCCUGAAGAUUUGAAGAAACUUGAGGAGCCUCAUGUUUACUUAGGUCACAGAAAUUCACGGACUGUUAAAGGAGUGAGUUUCUUUGGCCCUAAUGAUGAAUAUGUAUUGAGUGGGUCUGAUUGUGGCCAUAUAUUUAUCUGGGAGAAGCAAGGUGGUAAGCUUGUGCGUUUAAUGCAUGGUGAUCGACAUAUAGUAAAUCAACUAGAGCCCCAUCCACAUAUGCCUAUGUUUGCUAGCUGUGGAAUAGAAAAGAGUAUGAAGCUAUGGGUUCCCAUGGCAAGUGAAGCUCCUCCACUUCCUGACAAUGUUGAAAAGAUUAUGGAAUCAAAUAGGCAGGGCAGAGAGCAUCGUUCACAGGUAACUCUUACCCCAGAUGUCAUCAUGCAUGUUCUGCGCCUGCAAAGGCGGCAGACACUGGCAUACAUAGAAAGGAGAUACAGUAGAGCUGAUGUCGAGAGUGAUGAAGAUGAGGGAGAGGCAUAUGUUUUAGGGCUUUCAGAUGCCGAUGCGUCUUCUGAAGAGGGUUGCAGUAUUAGCUAGAGCUUGCAAGUUAUAUAUAAGCAAAUUUCAAUUUUAUAUGAUAUAUACAACAACAAAUUAAGCCUUAUUUCAAACUACUCAGAGCCAGCUUUAUAAAUCCUUUUUUGUAAUAUAUAUUUUUGUAAUUUUUAAUAAAGUCUAAGUUGCUGCAUGAGCGAAAAUAUUUCUACAGUUAUUAUCGCUUGGAUUUGUUGGUACUAUUUUCAUGUGGAGGGCUAAUGCGGAGUUGAGUUAAAGAUACUGGUCUUUGGUAGAGA